This is a messenger RNA of Diprion similis, 529 nucleotides long. RefSeq lists its product as uncharacterized. The record is from RefSeq and is a predicted model, not a curated record. The transcript is spliced from 2 exons. Bases 198 to 500 code for a protein of 100 amino acids. NCBI's taxonomy places the organism in Eukaryota, Metazoa, Arthropoda, Insecta, Hymenoptera, Diprionidae.
AGACGAAUUGACAAAUUCAAUAAUAUUACAUGCAUAAUAUUCAAGAUCAGAGUUCAUUGACAAGUAAUCGCAGAAUAUGUGUUUGGGUACGAAAAAUUGUGCUUCAGCGUGCAGAGAAUAUCCUUAUUGUUUUUGUUCCAUUCUUUUCUUCUUGACAAGCGUGUGUCGUUGGAGAGGAAUUAUUAGCGGCAACGCCAAUGGUAAUUCAAAGUAUCGGAAAAAACCUAUCCCUGGAGUGCCAGCUUCCAAAUUAUGGAAAUUACCCUACUCGUUGGUCGACAGUUGACCGUGAUCUAGUCACUAAUUUAACGACCGAAGAUGGAACCGAGCUCGUUGUCCAGAACAAUCGAUACGGUUUAGUUAAGAACGCGGCCCGAUCAACGACGACAUUUACGAUUAAAAAUUUCCAAAGAGAAGAUACGGGACUCUAUCGUUGCGAGGUAGGGCAGCUGAAUAGCCCUGGGUUGUUAUAUGACGUCAACGUGGGAGUUCGAGAAUAACCGAGUUCAAUGAUGUUUUGAUGUUUCCG